AUGCCUCCAAAAAAUCCAUUCAAGCGGGGUGGUGGCUCCAGAAAAGGUCGAGGUCAGCGAAAAACAACCUUUACUCUUAGGGAUGAACCCUCCGACUCUGAACGUCAAGCGAUGGUCUCAACGACUAGAUUGAGGGCACAGGACACCACUCCCCGAGCAGCAUCACCCACCCCACUCUCCUCCCAGUCUAUAGAGGGGUCUUCAUCCUCCACAUCUGCUGAUGCUAGCGAGGCAGCAACAGAGCAACCAGCCGCUCCUAAGAGAAAUUCAGAUGAGGAACACGAGCGGCUGCAGCUGCAAAAGAUGGAGGUAGCUGCAAUCCAAUUCCCCUAUGAGGGGUGCCGAAAGUUGGCCCAGGUGAGGCACAUUGAUACAUUUGCAACUACUCUCCCCGCAACAAAGGUGUGUGACAUCACACGAAGUAGGGAUGAGACUCUCCGUAAAUCUCAGGCCACCAGUACUUCAUUGCUAGAUCUCAUGGAUGAGCAGACUGAGCAUGUUAUGGAUUCAGUACCACAAGGCACAGGUGAUAUAGGCACGGAAGGACUAUCCACAACAGAGGCCUCCACAUCAUCUGUAGUUGAUGCUACCCCUUCUUCAGAGGCACCACCUCGGCCUGCUGUCCCAUCUUCAUCUCCUAUUCCUACGUCAGCCGCAGCAUCGGCUUCCGAGGAUCUCUUUGUCCUCAACAGAGCCAACUUCAGAAAGUUUGCCAUCACGGCAGAGCGUGCUGAUCAGCAGGUGACCUGGAUAUUACAGCAGUUGGGUAGAUUUGUCCGGAAAGAGAUUGCACCAGAGUUGGAGCCUUUUCAGGAGGCUAUGGAGAGGCAUCACGCUAGGGUAAAUGCGCGACUUGACAGUUUAGAGAUGCGGAUACUCACUAUUGAGAAGAAGAGUGAGUGUGGUAAUUCGGGAGAUUUGAAGACCGAGCUUGACCGGCUCCGAGCUGAGAUUACGGCCCUUCGGACAAGAGAGCAGGUUAUUGUGGAUGACCCGACACAACCUGCACCGGUCGCCAGCAUUUCAGAUUUGAUUAGAGUAGUUGACUUGCCACAGGGCCAGUCAGCUCCACCUCUUCAGUCCACUAAGCCAGCAGUAGAGAGGGCUCCCAUUAUCACCGCUGCGGAGGAGACACCUCAGCAGCAACAGCAGGAUUAG
Messenger RNA from Lycium barbarum (goji berry), 1158 nucleotides. RefSeq lists its product as uncharacterized. The transcript has 3 exons. The record is from RefSeq and is a predicted model, not a curated record. Lineage: Eukaryota; Viridiplantae; Streptophyta; Magnoliopsida; Solanales; Solanaceae. Bases 1 to 1158 code for a protein of 385 amino acids.